Messenger RNA from Symphalangus syndactylus (siamang), 11827 nucleotides. RefSeq names its product leucine rich repeat, Ig-like and transmembrane domains 3 (gene LRIT3). NCBI's taxonomy places the organism in Eukaryota, Metazoa, Chordata, Mammalia, Primates, Hylobatidae. Gene Ontology annotation, molecular function: protein binding. The record is from RefSeq and is a predicted model, not a curated record.
AAAUACCAUUGUUUAAAUAGUAGACAUUUAAAUUGCUUUCCAGUUUUUAGUUUCAUGGAUAUACCACUGAAAAUAUUUCAGUGCAAACAUAUUUUUUCUUUGGGAGAAGUUAUUCUAUUUGAAUGUUUCUUUUCAGACUAGAAAUACGGGAUACAAAUACAAAAACACUAUUAUUUUUGCUAGCUUCCUUUCUGGAAAGAUUGAAUUAGUUUACACUGAUACUGGCAGUGUCUAAGUGAGCUUUUCACUGCAUAUUCCUGCUAAUAGUGCUGUAUAUAUUUAAAUUAUGAGUUAUAUACUCUAACUUAAAGUCAUUUUAUUUCACAUUUCUUUAACUGCUAGUGAGGCUGUGUAUCUUUGCAUAUUGUAUUUUUUAAUGUCUAUUUUUUCUUCCUGUAAAUUGUCUCUUUAGCACCUUUGGCUACAUAUUAAGUAAAAUACAGGUAUUAGUUUUAUGUGUAUAGUCCUCUACGUAUAUGGAAAGGUAAACUGUUAUAGUAAUCUACCUUAUCUCCUAACUCUCUGACUUUCCCACUGCAAUCAAUUCAUACAAUACAACCGCAAUCAAUACAAUUUCAUAGCUAAUCUUUUAAAAAUAAAGUUCUAAAAAUACAAAAAAAUUAGCCGGGCGUGGUGGCGGGCGCCUGUAGUCCCAGCUACUCGGAAAGGCUGAGGCAGGAGAAUGGCGUGAACCCGGGCGGCGGAGCUUGCAGUGAGCCGAGAUUGCGCCACUGCACUCCAGCCUGGGCGACAGAGCGAGACUCCGUCUCAAAAAAAAAAAAAAAAAAGUUCCAAUGCCCAAAUUCUUUGGCUAAAAACCUUCACUCACCCACCAAGUAAGUAUAAACCCCUCAGCUGGAUUUUCAAGGCCCUCUUUAACAUACUUCAAAAGGGACUUUUCAGCUUUUUGUCUCUCUUCAUGGCCAAAUUAAAAUGUCUAGUGUUCCGAGAGAGUUCUGAAUGCUUUGUGUCACUAGCUCUUUGCUCAUCCUGUCUAUUGUAGCCGAGCCUCUUUACAGGGAAAGCAUAGUGAAAUCUGCUCCCAAAGUCCCAGAGCCAUUAAAAGUCCAGGACAACUUCUGUAAUAAUGUCUAGAAAAAUGGACUCGGAGUUCCAGUUUGCAAGGCCAUGAACUCAUUUCCAGCAAUAAGCAAGAAGCAACUUUGCCUCAAAUAUAAAGGACCUCAACAGUGUACAGUAAUUAUAUUUCAAUGCUAUAUUAUUUAUUUUUUAAUUUGCUUAUACGAUAAAACUAGGAAGACCUGGCUUUGGUUACAUAGUUCCCUCUGACCUCUUAGUUUGUUAAUUUCUGAUGUUUUUAUCUUUAAACAGCAUUUCUAUGCUCAAUUUGGCACAUCUUGCUUCCAUGUAAGUCAUAACAUCCAUGAAAUUAAUGAUUCAAAAACUCUUGGUCACUUGGCGAUCAGAGCUUUACUCAUCCUAUUUCUUUUUCCUCUUGUGCUCAAAAACUCGAGGCCACCACCUCUCACUGCAUCUCCAGCACUGGGAAACCUUAGGGUUGUUUUUAAAUCCCUUCUUCAUUCUUACAUCUAAUCAAUCAUUUCUGUCUCCUGGAUGUUUCCUGAAGCUGCAUGAUCCUAACUAUUACCAGCACAGCAGUCAAGGCUGUAGCUGAAUGGCUGCUCACCUGGACUAUAACCACAGACAUCCACCUGAAGCCUCCUCCUUUCUUCUUGCUUGUUCUAUCUAGAAGCCUCCUCCUUUCUUCUUGCUUGCUCUGUCUAAACCUUUUCUCCACACAGCUGCCAGAGAAUUCUUCCUAAAAGAAUAAGCUUAUAUGCCACUCCCAAGCCUAACUUUUAUUGCUCCCAUUGCCUUUAGGCUGAGAGUAAGCUCUCCAUAGGGAAUCUAAGGGUUUCCUUGAUAACUUCACCCCCACUUAUCUCUCCAGCUUUAUCUUUUUUAACUUCCUGCCUCAAAAUCUUAUGCCUGAGCAACAAGAAGUGCUUUAAAUCCUCUGAGGCCAAUACACUGUUUCUCACUUCCCUCCCUUUGUUCCCACUAUUCCCUUUGCUUGCAAUGUGACUUUCUGGAUUUUCCCAUAAUACAUCGUCUUGCACCCUGUAAAAGGCAGCCAGGCACCACCCACCCUAGGAAGUCUUGCUUGACUAACAGGCUGGGUUUGAUGCUCUUUUCUCGUGCUUCUUUAGUAGUCUGUUCCUCCCUUUAUCGUGUGAGUUCCUUAUGUGUAAUAACUGUCUUAUUCAUCUUUGUACCCCUCAGUGCCCAGCAGAGAAUAAGUACUCAGUAACUAUUUGAUGAACAAACGAGUUGUGCAGAAUCUGAAAACCUGCAGUAUUUUAUUUUAAUUGAGCACAGUUUUUCAGACUCUAUGGUUUUUAUAUACAUUCUAUUAGUUUUAAAUAACAUUUUCUGUAAUAUGCUUAUUUUUAUAGAAUUAAUUUUCUUUUAAAAAAGUUUUUAGUUAGAAAGGAUGGUUAGAAGCAGCCACUAAGAAGGUUAAAUGACAUACAUUUAUUACUUAAAUCCUUGAUUGUCCCUGUGGAUUCUCCACUUUAUGAGUGUGGAGAUAGUUUUAAAUUUAAUUACAUUUAAUUUUUAUUUUCUGACAGAGUCUAAUAUAGCUGAAAUAAUUAGAGUUGAUCUUCAAAUAUGGCUUUGAUGCUGAUAACUUGGGAAAUUACUGAACAGAGAUAGUUGCCUGCAUUAAAAAUAAACGUGCUGGGAUAAACCUUCCACACACUGAGAUGACCUGGAAGAGUCUCAGAACACGUUCUCAUUGGAGAACUUAGUCCUGCCACAUCAGUAGUGGGUUGAAGCGUUUUCCCUAUAAAAUCUAUGUAACUGACUUGUUUUACUUUACUUUUAGAGAUAGCCAGUAUGUGGCAACAUCGAUAACUCUUUUCUAAAUCAUUUUUAUGUCAUGUGCUUCUAUUUUUAAAACUAAAUUUUGUAAAACUGAAUUAGUAAUGCAUGCUGGCAAAAACCAAACGCAAAACAUUUUAUAAUGUUGUAACAUGUAAAUAAGCUACAGAAUUUUCUUGCAUCUGCCAAGACUGAAUUAUUUUUAACAUUAAGUAUAUUUUUAAGGUGUAGUGGCAAGUACAUCCAGAGGAAACGGAUUUAAUAGGCAUUUUCUUGCAAAUCUAGAUAUGGGUAACUAUUGAAAUUGCUUGUCAUGUGUUUGAUUUUCAUUUUCCAUAGAAUGUGUUACUUUGUUGAAACUGUAUUCAAAGGCUGGAUCAAUUGAUCUCCUGCAAGAUACACUUGAAGGUUAAGUAGCUACAGAUCUCAGCUAAUCCCGUGUAAUCUGCUGUUACUAAAUGGCUGUUUGUAUUCCAGGCAUACCAGUUUCUGAAUGCUUAGGAUUCGGUUUUCAUCUUUUGUUUAAAUAACCUCUAAAAGGAGCAAUGCAUCUCUUUGCAUGUCUGUGCAUUGUCCUUAGCUGUUUGGAAGGAGUGGGCUGUUCAUGUCCUUCACAGUGCACCUGUGAUUAUCAUGGCAGAAAUGACGGCUCAGGAUCAAGGUUGGUGCUAUGUAAUGACAUGGAUAUGAACGAGCUGCCUGCGAACCUCCCCGUGGACACUGUGAAGCUUCGCAUAGAGAAGACUGUCAUCCGCAGAAUCUCCGCGGAGGCCUUCUAUUACCUGGUGGAGCUCCAGUAUCUCUGGGUGACUUACAAUUCUGUGGCCAGCAUUGACGUCAGCAGCUUUUACAACCUGAAGCAACUGCAUGAGUUGCGCUUGGAUGGGAAUUCUCUGGCUGCUUUCCCUUGGGCAUCUCUGCUGGACAUGCCCCUUUUGAGGACCCUGGACUUGCACAAUAACAAACUAACCAGUGUGCCAAAUGAGGCGCUCAGGUAUCUGAAGAACCUUGCCUACUUGGAUUUAUCAAGCAACAGACUCACCACAUUGCCACCAGAUUUCCUGGAGAGCUGGUCUCAUUUAGUUACAACACCUUCUGGAGUCCUGGACCUUUCCCCAAGCAGGAUUAUUCUUGGUCUACAGGACAAUCCUUGGUUCUGUGACUGUCAUAUUUCCAAAAUGAUUGAGUUGUCAAAGGUUGUUGACCCUGCUAUAGUGCUUCUGGAUCCACUGAUGACUUGCAGUGAACCUGAGCGCCUCACAGGAAUUUUGUUUCAGCGGGCUGAUUUGGAGCGUUGUCUGAAACCAUCAGUGAUGACCUCAGCCACCAAAAUCAUGUCUGCUCUGGGCAGUAAUGUUCUACUGCGGUGUGAUGCCACUGGCUUCCCCACCCCACAGCUCACAUGGACCAGAUCUGACAGCUCGCCAGUUAAUUACACAGUAAUACAAGAAUCUCCAGAGGAAGGAGUCAGAUGGUCCAUAAUGAGCUUGACAGGCAUUUCUUCCAAAGAUGCUGGGGAUUACAAAUGUAAGGCCAAAAAUCUGGCUGGGAUGUCAGAAGCUGUGGUUACUGUGACAGUGCUUGGCAUUACCACAACUCCAAUACCACCAGACACUUCUGAAAGAACUGGAGAUCAUCCUGAGUGGGAUGUCCAGCCGGGAUCUGGAAGAUCUACAUCUGUAUCUAGCGCAUCAUCAUAUCCUUGGUCCUCUUCCUUCUCCCCUACAUCUUCUUUUUCUGCUUCUACUUUGCCUCCUCCCUCUACUGCUUCCUUCUCUUUAUCUCCUUUCUUCUCCUCCACUGUUUCUUCAACCACAACUCUGAGCACAAGCAUCUCAGCAAGUACCACCAUGGCCAACAAGCGAUCAUUCCAGCUCCGCCCAGGUGGGAAAAUAAAUUUAAAGGUGGCAAAGAAUGGAAGUAAACUUCCUCCAGCCAGCACAAGUAAGAAAGAAGAGCUGGCACUGUUGGAUCAAACAAUGCUUACGGAGACAAAUGCCACAAUAGAAAACCUCAGAGUGGUCAGUGAGACUAAAGAGAGUGUGACAUUGACGUGGAAUAUGAUCAACACCACACAUAACUCUGCAGUGACUGUGUUGUAUUCCAAGUAUGGUGGGAAGGACCUGCUGCUGUUGAAUGCAGACUCCAGCAAGAACCAAGUAACCAUAGAUGGCUUGGAACCUGGUGGGCAAUACAUGGCUUGUGUCUGUCCAAAAGGAGUGCCUCCCCAGAAAGACCAAUGCAUCACCUUUUCUACCGAAAGAGUUGAAGGAGAUGAUUCUCAAUGGUCUCUCCUUCUCGUGGUGACCAGUACUGCCUGUGUUGUUAUCCUACCAUUGAUUUGUUUCUUGUUGUACAAAGUUUGCAAACUGCAAUGUAAGUCAGAACCUUUUUGGGAAGAUGAUUUGGCAAAAGAGACUUAUAUCCAAUUUGAGACCCUGUUUCCCAGGUCUCAAAGUGUAGGUGAGCUCUGGACACGAACGCACAGGGAUGACUCAGAGAAAUUGCUGCUUUGUUCUAGGUCAAGUGUGGAAUCUCAGGUGACUUUUAAAAGUGAAGGUUCCAGACCAGAGUAUUAUUGCUAAGGUUCUGUAGCCCAGGUGCAUGUGAGCUACAAAACUAGCAUCUGAGGGUAUAAUUGACCCUAGGUUUGGAUGACUUUUGGACAGACUUUCACAUUGUACAUGAAAAUCACAAAUGGAAUGGUUUUAAGUAUGUUUAAAAAAUGCCAUGAGACCUCUGAACUGAAAAGACAAAUAAUGUUGAUUUUUUUUCUUGUGUGGAAAAGGUCUACAGAAAUAAUUUUUAGAGUGGUGCUUAAAAAAUUAUUAAUACUUUUUAGGGUAAUGUUUUAGUUCUUAAAAAUAAGUUCAUGUGAAAGUAGCAAGUGAACUCUGUAUUUAAAAAUAUAGUUUUUUGAGUAAUGAGGAAGCAUUAGCAAAACCAGCUAAGCCUUGAUGUUUAUUCAUGUUCGAAGUGCAUUAUGGCAUUUGCUGUGGACGUUUUCUGACAUUGCCUAAUGGAGAGCAUGGGAUCAUAAAGGAUUUUGCAUUCACUAAGGUUAAAUCUAACUCACGGGAGAGGGAGGGCUCUGUCUCUUGGUACCAUUAUGCAUUAUGAUACUAUAGAGUUGUGCUCAUAUUGUUUGUAAGAAAAACUUUGCUUUUCUUUAGAAAUAUAGGUAUUAGCAAAAGUAAGUAUACAAAGAGGAUUAUGACAAAUAGACCAUUUCUUUAAAAAUGGUAACUGUUGCAUUUAAACACAUCUGCUGACAGAUUAUAUGGAUAUUUAAAAAUAACUUUAAAUCAAUCUUUUAAUAUUUUGCUAUUUGCUCUUAUUUUCUCCCUUCUUUCUUCCUUCCUUGUCUUCCCUCCCUUUCCUUCCUUCAUUCUUUCUUUCUUCUGCUCUGUCAGAAGAUAUACAAGUUGCCAAAAGAUCACGAGCCAAGCUGUUUAUCUUUUGCCAUAUUAUCUUUUGAUUCUCUUGAUAAAGAGAAAGCUUUUGAAAUUACUUACUGCCCUUUGAAAACUUGUUUUAGAACCCCAAAGGAUAUUUUAGGACUUUAAAAGGGAAGCUUCAGUGGAUUCAUUUCGUUAGACUCUUUUCCUAGGUUAAAAACAUCGGGGAACUUAAAUACAUGGGAAAGGAGUUCAUAAAUAAAAUUUAGUUUUUUUUAGGAAGAGAAUAUUUUAAUAACUGUAGUAUAAUACAAGAGGCAUCUCGUGGCUUUAAGAUUAAUGAUAGUGAUAAGGCCCACUCAAGCAUCUCACAGGGGUGUUAUUACAUGUCACUUAGCAGGAUGCAGCCUGGCCCAGGGAUUUCCAGAAGACAAGGCCACCUCAGCACAGAUGCAACUUUCAUAAAUCUUAGAACAAAGCCUAACCUUACUAGAUUAAACUUGCUCCAUGAAAGAAACACUUGGUAAUUGACCCAGACUGAAUACAUGCAUGUAUAAGAAAUGGGAAAGAUCUCCCAAACUCUGAGAAUGGUCCUCAAAUAGAAGCUCUCCUAGUCAGUUGGUCAUCUGACCUCUGACUAUAUCCGGCCCGUGACACCAGCCAGCUCCUGCUUUCUGUCUUGUAAGAGCACUGCUGGAAUAAGCUACUUGAGCAUUAGAUGGUGUCUAAGACUCAUCUUUGAUGACAGGGAUAAAUCACCCUUGUGAAGCUGGCCAACUGGGACCACCCAAAACCUCAGAACACAACUAGCAGUGAGGAUGAAAUUUGAGUAAGCCAAUGAGUGAUGACACCCAUUUCUAUAGGAGGAUCAAGGGAGAGUGGCCAGGGCCUGGCUCUGAUCGAGAGAUUGGGUGAGGUCUGAGGAACACUCUACAGUGGGUCUGGCAGUUUUUGUUCUGUUUUCACAUCUAUUGCUGCCUUCUACCUUCACUUCGUGCCUCUGCUUUGGAGGUCGCCACCAGGUAAAAUUUGCCAAAAUUACUUUUAAUACCACUCUGGUCCCACAGGAAGGUGGGCUCCUAGGAGGAGGGUGGUAGGAAUGCUGUAGGCUGGGGGACACCCUGGGCUUGAAGAGCCAACCACCAGCUGGUAUGUUUCUAGCUUCAGCUGUGGGAGAGGAGCUCCUCGUCCCCAAAGGUCCUGGCAUCAUGAUCCCACAGAUCAAGAAGGCUCAAGUACAUCUUCUCCACAGAAGGCUUAUCUGUUGUCCGCCAACUGGGGAAAGAGGCUUCUUCAACAGAUCCCUGGUCUAAUGCCAUUAGCAAAGUCACCAUAUCACCAACGGGCAUGUUGCUGCCAUUCCCUGUUCCUCUGCAUGCUCCCAGUGAGACAGUGCGGCUUCUCCAGGGCUUUACCACCCCCUACAAUCCUGCUGGGUGCUGCCAGCAGCAGCCCAUGAGGAGCACAUCCAACUUCAGAGUUGCUACUCUGCACUUGGCUGACCUGGAGGCCUGUGAGCUGUGGCGUGAUCAUCCUGAGUGCACCAGAUUACCCCUAGCAGCACCACAGGCAUUGCCAGUCACCACCUGGCCACAGUUAAGAAAGCAGCUGCCACCUCCACAAACAGCGAGGGUGAGGAAGAACGAAUCCCAGAUCCCAAAGCAAGCACUCUCUCUAGCAGGACUGGGUUAGUAACUGUCAGAGCUGGUUGUUACAAAGUGAGGUUCCUCCUUGCCUUGGAUCCCUUUCUCACACUCACUUCCUUUUCUACUUCUGCCAUGCUGUGACAUGGCAGAUGCCUAACUGGAAGCUGACCAGAUAUAGUGGGCAGAUCUUUGACUCCUAGGCCUCCAGAAUUGUAAGCCAAACUAAACCUCUCUUCUUUAUAAAUUACUCAGUGUCCUGUUCUGGUGACUCUCCCUUAUGCCUGUCUAUUCUGUUAUGACCACAGAAAACAGACUAAGAAAAUUCUUAUGGAUAGAAGAUGCAUUCUUACCUUAAAUCUUUAGAAACCUAUGAGGGUUUCUUAUGCUUCAUAGAAGCAUAUGAGGGUUGUUUUUUUUUGUUUUUUUUUUGUUUUGUUUUUUUUUUUACAUUAAGUCAGGAACUUGCACCUUUUCACAUAAAGGAAGCACUUUACGACUUCUCUUUGGCAUAUCCAAGUUGCCUGCAUCACUAUCCUUGUGCUUUGGGACCACUGUCAAGUAAAACAAGGGUUACUGGAAUGCAAGCACCGUGAUACCGUGACAGUCUAUCUGAUAACCACGGCGGCUCCUAAGUGACUGAUGGGCAGGGAGUGCAUGGUGUGGAUCCUCUAGACAAAGUGAUGACUUAUGUCCUGGGUGGGACGGAGCAGGAUGGCAAAAGAUUUCAUCAGACCACUCACAGCCAUACCUCCUGGAAACACUCAGAGCCCUACUUGCGCUUGGCAGCCAUCUGAAACGGACAAAACCUGAAACUCUAGCUUGAUUGGACUACCUCCAAGAUCAACUUAAAAUUUAUGAAUUGUUUAUUUGUAGAUUUUCCAUUAAAAAUUUUCAGACUGUGGUUGAAGUUCGGUAUCUGAAAACAUGGAAAACAAAACCUCGAGUAAGGGGAUACUACUGUAGGCCCCUUGACACAGGCAGAAAUUCGAAGCCCUCUCAAACACCUGAUGUGGAGGCCCAACAGGAAAGGUGCCACCUGGCUGUACUGUGCGUACUGAACAGGAAGGGUCUACAAUUCACAGGCCAAGAAUACAAUAGCUGGCAGCUAUCUCCAAAGAUUGGAAGAUUGAUUUCAUUACUUAAAGAUUCUGUCAAGCUUCUCCAGGAAGCACAGUCAGGUGGGACUCUGGGCCCACAGCAGGCAGACGUGACAGAAGCUAUUCCUGUGCUCUAUUGCAAUGGCUGUUUAUGGCCUGGCAAGCAGCACAAUCCAGCAUGAGCCUCCUUACAACCAGGGCUGAAAGUGGAUGAUGUACCUACCACAAAGAGAUGAAGAGAGCUACUGAGACAUUUAGGUGUGCUCCAGUGGGUUUACACACCUUCCAUCUUCACAGGACAGAGGCAGCACUCAUCUAGCCCUUAACCCCAGCUUGAGUCUAUCUGGUCUAUGAGGAGCUGCCUUGUGCACAAAAGUUUCUCUACCUUCACCUCACAGACACAUUUUGGGCCCAGACACUGCCUGUGCACCUUGUAUCAGCAUUACGAGGACCCCUGCCCCAUCGUAUCCACAGCGACUACUUUAUGCCCUCUUGGACCAAACAUAGACUUCCUACCUGCUGGAAGACACCUCCACUGUUAACACCCAGGGUAGCCAUGGAGACUGGCCCACCAACCUUGACUAAUCGCUACCUGGCAUUUGCCUAGUAGGCCACCUCCACCGCAGUUUCUAUGGCCUGCACCUCCUGGAAACCUCAGUUGUGCUGGGCAGCCAUCUGGGAUGGACAAAACCUGAAACUCUGACUUCACUGGACCACCUCCAAAAUCACACUUUUGUAUCUACAACAUCCUCCAGUGCACAGUGUCUGCAGCCAUUACUGCUUAGUUCUGAGUUCUCCUGGUCCUCCUCUUCCAUUUUGGCCUGUCGUUGCUCUGCAAUCAAGCAGCUCCAAACCUGCUACUGCCAAGUCCAUUCAACUCCUUUUAUGUCCCUAGAGCCAUUUCCCAAGCCCCAGUGUGCCUGCUGUCUUUCACUGCUUCAGGUGGCCCAACAUUCUAUAUUGAGAUGUUGCUUCUUGAGACCUAUUCACUGAUUACUCAGUACUGAAGUCACUGACAAUUUCCACCACAGGGUCAUUUUGGUCACCCACUGAGUGGCCAAACCUGGCUUGCUGAUCAUCCCUUCACCAACCUUCAGCCACUUGUCCACUCUUCACAAUCAAGCCCUGGUUAUUGUCAACUGCCCCUCCUUUGCCAUUGGUGUGACUGCCCCCUAUCCAUGGUGAGACUGCCCCCAUCCAUGGUGAGACUGCCCCCUAUCCAUUGGUGAGACUGCCCCCAUCCAUGAUGAGACUGCCCCAUCCAUGGUGAGACUGCCCCCUAUCCAUUGGUGAGACUGCCCCCUAUCCAUUGGUGAGACUGCCCCCUACCCAUUGGUGAGACUGCCCCGUAUCCAUGGUGAGACUGCCCCAUCCAUGGUGAGACUGCCCCCUAUCCAUUGGUGAGACUGCCCCCUACCCAUUGGUGAGACUGCCCCCUACCCAUUGGUGAGACUGCCCCCUAUCCAUGGUGAGACUGCCCCCAUCCAUGAUGAGACUGCCCCCUAUCCAUUGGUGAGACUGCCCCCAUCCAUGGUGAGACUGCCCCAUCCAUGGUGAGACUGCCCCCUAUCCAUUGGUGAGACUGCCCCCUAUCCAUUGGUGAGACUGCCCCCUACCCAUUGGUGAGACUGCCCCCUAUCCAUGGUGAGACUGCCCCAUCCAUGGUGAGACUGCCCCCUAUCCAUUGGUGAGACUGCCCCCUACCCAUUGGUGAGACUGCCCCCUACCCAUUGGUGAGACUGCCCCCUAUCCAUGGUGAGACUGACCCCUAUCCAUGGCUGAACACUGCUUUCAUGAUCUCCCUUAAUUGCUCAACUGGAUGCUGGACUUGCCAUACCCCCUCUGCCGAUGCAGUUCAACUCCCACCAGAUGGUUCCAAGGAUGCCACUCAUUCCUGUCUUUCCUUCAUAAUAUGUUUUCUGCAGGACACCCUAAUGCUGAUUGGAGUACCUGGACUUGCUGGCCGGGCACCUCUCACCUGGCCGCCCAAAGAGGGUGUAGAGGUCCUGUUCUUGUGACUCUCCCUUACUCCUGUCUACAAGUCUCACCCACCCCCUUCUUGGAUUCCCUUACCUCUACCCCGGCAUGGGUAGAAGUCCCCCUAGUGUUCUGGGCCUCCACCCCCUUCCCUUUCUUGAUGCCACAAGCAUGCAGUGAGGGCAGUUGUGGCCGCCAUCUUGCUAAAGAUUAUAUUCUCGUUACAGGGAGGAUUUGGGAGUAUAGAAUAGAUUUCUAAAGCUGUGUCAGCAGUCCUGAAAUAGAAAGAAAAUUUAAUGAUUUUUAAAUUUAAAAUAAUAAGAAAAUACAAUAUUUUGUGUAAGAAAUAGAUUGACUUUAAGGUACCACUUUCUAGAAAUUAUAAUACAAGCAGCUGUAGAAUGGAAAAAUUGUUCAUUCUAAAUGUUUCUUAAUUAAAAAGAAGAAAUAAUUCUAGUUUAGGUAUAAUCUGUAUGAAUGGAUAGCCUUCUCAGAACUCCCCAAAUUCCCCUUCUUAUAUAAUUUUCUUUCCUUUCCUUUCCUUCCCCCUCCCUUCCUUUCCUUUCUUUUCCUUUUAUUCCUUUCCUUUUUCCCUCUCCUCCUCUCUCCUGUCAUCCCGUCUGCUCCCCUCCCCUCCCUUCCCCUCCCCUCCUCUCCUCCCCUCCCCUCUCCUUUCCUUUCUUUCAGACCUGGUUGUCCUUGGUGCUUUCAUCACUCAGUGCAUUGUCUAAUGAGCUAACAGUUUUCAAUUCAGUAUUCAUUGUCUCAAUUAAAAAAAAAUACCAAUUGCAGACAAUUUUGUGUUUAACUUGAAUUUAUUUUAGAUCAACGUAUUUUAAAUUAAAAGGUUACAAAACUUUUA